UCCUUCUUCUCUCUGCUAUAAGCAACCUGAAGUAGCAUCAUUGGAUGGAUCUUGUAACACGUAGCAUUACGUUAGUAAUAUAGUAGAGGUACAGGGGUAAGAUAAAGUGUCUUGUCAACAUUUGGCAGUAUUUGAUGAGGUAGAAAAUUGAAGUUUAUAUAUAUUCCGUAUAAAAUUGAUAUAACGCUGAAUAUAUUUUAUAAUUCAUAUGCCAUUUCAUCAUGGUUGAUGUUAAUACAAGAGUAUUCUUUGACAUCGAAGUUGGUGGACUACCUAUGGGUAGAAUAGUCUUAGAGCUUUUUUCCGAUAUCUGUCCUAUAACAUGUGAAAAUUUCCGUGCUUUAUGCACUGGAGAAAAGGGACUUGGAAAAACAACAGGCAAACCAUUAUAUUAUCAGGGCAUUGUUUUCCAUAGAGUCGUAAAAGAUUUUAUGAUUCAAGGUGGAGAUUUUUCAGUAGGCAAUGGAACAGGUGGUGAAUCGAUUUAUGGUGGAACAUUUGCAGAUGAAAGUUUUAUUAUGAAACAUGAUAAACCAUUUUUAUUGUCAAUGGCAAAUCGUGGUAGAGAUACUAAUGGCUCACAAUUUUUUAUUACAACGCAACCAGCGCCUCACCUCGACAAUGUCCAUGUGGUUUUUGGAGAAGUAGUAUCUGGGCAAGAAAUCGUUACACACAUCGAAGGACUUCCGGUGGAUCGUAUGUCACGUCCAUUACAGGAUGCUAAGGUUGUAAACUGUGGAGAAUUGAUUUUAAAGAUAAAAAAUAAAGUAAAGAAACGUGAAACAAAGCAGAGUAGUUCAUCAGAUUCAGAGCCUGAUUCUUAUGUUGAUAAGAUAAAGAAAAAAAAGAAGAACAAAAAAAGCAAAAAGAAAGCAAAGCCAGAAGAUGGUGAAAUUCGAGACUCGAAUGAGGAAGAUAAUGGGCAACCUCAUCCAUUAGUAUCGGUUACCAAAAUUGAUCCUGAUGAAAUUCCAGAAGUACCAGCAAAUAAAUUUUUAUAUAGAGCAGGAUCUACUAAUAAUGCAAAUCAGAAGGAAUUUAGACAGCAUUAUGGAAGAGAUCGUAUACGAUCUCAUAGAAAGACUGGUCGUAUUUUUAAGGGAAGAGGAAUAUUCCGAUACCAUACACCUUCUCGAAGUCGAUCCAGAAGUGUAACACCACCUCAUUGGAAACAAGCUCAGAAUCGUACUAUUAAACUGCAUGAAUUUCAAAAAAUAGAAAAGGAGCGCAUGAAAAAAGAAGAAGAGUUGAAGCAACGUGAAGCUGAUAGAAUUAAAAGAUUUGGAGAAAAUCCCAAUGAGGAUAAUCAAAUAUCGGAUAAUCUGGAUAAUAAUAUAUGCACGAUUGAGUUAAUGGAGAAUAAAGAAAAUGAUCAAAUGGACAAGACAUCAGCCAUGAAUAAAAUAAUGCAACAGGAAGGCGAUACUACAAAGAAAAGUACAGAAGGAAAUAACGCUAUUGGGCAAAAUAAAGAAGAUAUUAAACAUAAUAAGAACGAGAAAUCUGUAAGACGUGACAUCAAUCGGUCUUACAGUGACAGGAGUUCUCGACGUGACUCACGAGACAGAAAUAGAAGACGUAGACGUUCUCGAUCAAAAGAUCGCAGAAGAUCCAGAGAAAGAGACUAUGAUCGUAGAGGAAGUCGUGAUAGAAGAAUUCGGAGAAAUUAUUCUCCUCGUAGGCGAGAUUCUCACAAAGUCAAUAAAACCGGAAGAGAUUACAAGCACUACGAUAAACGCAACGAUUAUAGACGUUCAAGUAACUCGAAUUCCUAUCAAGACAACGAUUUCGGUUCGCGUUAUGACAAGAGUAAAUACAAAAGAAAUGAUAAUAACAUACCGGAUACAACGAGUCAACUGAAAUUUAAGCGUCGUUCGCGAUCAUGCAGCUCCAAUAGCCAACACUCCAAAGAUUAAUUUCUAUGUAAUUUCAUAUUCUCUUUUUCCACUUUCUAUUGAGCACGAGAAAUUCUUUAUGCUACUGAUAAAAUCACUUGCAUUACUAGUUUGUAGAUCGAUAAUGCUAUGGGAUGGUACAGCUCGAUUCUCUUUGGAUUACUUCACUAUCCAUAUCUAGUGUACGUUUUUCAUCACUAAAAUGUACAAUAAAUGUACGAUAAGAUUUACCUAUAUAUUCAUAUACUCUAUAGAAAAGUAUAUUUCUGAUCUUCUCUACCUCUUUCUCAUAUUAAAGCUACUUGUAUUGAAUUGUAUUGUGCUCAAAAUCAAAAUUUCUAAAAUAUUUAUAUAUAAAGACAUCUUUCUUCAGAAAUCUGAAGAAAAUUCUGAUAUCAAUUCUCUUUAAUCGAGUUUGAAUUUUUGUUAAACUUCUGAAUUAUAUAAAAAUCCGUAAAAAUUCAGUUAUUAGAAAAUAUUACACUUUAUGUAAGAUUUUAUAUGCAAAUCUCUUGUAUUAAUGUAUCAUGUAAAAUUGUAAUAAACGGAUUACUUAUACUCAUA
Odontomachus brunneus is the source of this 2459-nucleotide messenger RNA. RefSeq names its product peptidyl-prolyl cis-trans isomerase G-like (gene Moca-cyp). The transcript is spliced from 9 exons. Gene Ontology annotation, biological process: protein peptidyl-prolyl isomerization. The record is from RefSeq and is a predicted model, not a curated record. Lineage: Eukaryota; Metazoa; Arthropoda; Insecta; Hymenoptera; Formicidae. The coding region runs from base 222 to 1916 and encodes 564 amino acids. Gene Ontology annotation, molecular function: peptidyl-prolyl cis-trans isomerase activity. Gene Ontology annotation, cellular component: intracellular membrane-bounded organelle.